CAGCCGGGAAGCAAGUAUGCCGCCCAAGACGAGUGGAAAGGCCGCCAAGAAGGCCGGCAAGGCCCAGAAAAACAUCUCCAAGGGAGACAAGAAGCGCAGGAAGAAGAGGAAGGAGUCGUACGCCAUCUACAUCUACAAGGUGCUCAAGCAGGUGCACCCGGACACCGGCAUCUCGUCCAAGGCCAUGAGCAUUAUGAACUCGUUCGUCAACGACAUCUUCGAGCGCAUCGCCGCCGAGGCCUCUCGCCUGGCCCAUUACAACAAGCGGUCGACCAUCACGUCGCGGGAGAUCCAGACGGCCGUGCGCCUGCUGCUGCCCGGCGAGCUGGCCAAGCACGCCGUGUCGGAAGGCACCAAGGCCGUUACCAAGUACACGAGCAGCAAGUAAGGCGCCCCGUGCAUCUUUGCCGGUCACAAAAUCAUCAUCAUCACCAUUAUCAUCGCGUGAUCGGCGGGAGAAAUAGGUCUUUUUUAAGACCAAGCACACAACUCUUGGCGAAAUGGAUCACUCUGGUUAGCACGCCUGCUGAGCGCGGCCAGCUAAGUCGGCAGACCGACCCCUUCACCACGUUUAGGGGCGAUUCAUACCAUCCGUAGAAUCUUACUAUUCAGCACGUGCUUUGCAUUGGCUAUGCUCGUGAAAAUUGCCAACCACCUAGUUUGCAGUGCAGUUGUAGAUUGAACUGAGCUGAAUGAAAUCUAAUUGCAAUACCUAGCUGUAAUGUUUCACUUGUAUGCUGCAUGUGUGUAACUUUGAAAACGGAACACGUCAUUCCGAGACGUUAGCAUUAUCCAUGGAUGCCAAACAUCGACGUGCUAUUUUUCAGUAUUAAUGAUAGCAGAAAACGCAAACGAGCACAGAAACCUUCAGAAACACACCUGCGCCGGGGCUUUUAACAACACUUGCAUAGAAGACAACUUGCUGCCCACAUAUGCCAAUUGUAAAUAUGCUUAGCGGGAGCAAUCGUAGGCAAUUGGAGUGGCGAGCGCAUACCGUCCAACAGGGGAG
Messenger RNA from Pollicipes pollicipes, 1009 nucleotides. RefSeq names its product histone H2B. Gene Ontology annotation, molecular function: structural constituent of chromatin; protein heterodimerization activity; DNA binding. The record is from RefSeq and is a predicted model, not a curated record. The coding region runs from base 17 to 388 and encodes 123 amino acids. Gene Ontology annotation, cellular component: nucleosome. NCBI's taxonomy places the organism in Eukaryota, Metazoa, Arthropoda, Thecostraca, Pollicipedomorpha, Pollicipedidae. The transcript is spliced from 2 exons.